GGAAAAAAUACCCCCCUCUCUCUCUCUUUUUUUCUCUCUCGUUCAACACCAUCUACCCGAAAAAAACCCUAGUCUACAUAUGAUUUCAGCAGAACAACCACAAAUCUGCGUUUGUUAUUUCUUCAUCUUUAUACCCAAAUCAAUACCUGUAUACCGGAAAUCCAGAUCUAUAAACUUUUAACUUGAAGUUUUCCUAACCCUACAAAAUUGGUUUUGUUCCUUAUUUUGGAAACCAACACAAAAUCUGAUAGUUGCAAUCGAUUAUCAACUAACAGUUGGUUGUUUCAUCAGGGAAGAAGCUACGUAAUGUUACAAACAAGCAGCAAACAAAGUGAUCAUUCAGUAACUUCACGUCUCCAAGCUGUUCGACAAAAAGUCUCAAAAGAAACAGCAUUGACAUUUGGGGGUUAGACGUAAAUAAAGUUGUGGACGAAAAGGAUAGUCACACAGAUUCUGUGUUUGGUCUUGAUUCGAACAAGAAACUUAAACAAGCUUCAAAAUUUGGGUAGAUUGUAUCUGUUUCAUUUAAUAUUGGUCUUUCUAAUGUUUCUCAUCAGUUGAUCCACUUGCUUGUAAAAACUCUAAUAUAUGUUCUCUUAAACCACAUCUUAUUGUGCUGGUCUUCUAUUGGCUCAUGGUUUGUUGAAAAAACUUGAGAUGGAUACCGAGUAUGUGGGCAAUGUUGAGGCAAGUGGCGAUGACCACUCUGUUGAACCCGGUGAAAGCCGAAGGCCCUCUCGUGCUCUUCUUGAUGUCUGUCUUCUACGAACAACUACCAGAAACCUUAUCUUUGGUGCUCUUAAGGUACCUGCUGAAGAAAGAAUUAAAGCGGUUGAUCCAGGGGAUGCAAAAUUUGGUUCUGAAGAUAUAGUAAGAAAAAAACAAGGUCGUGGCAGGGGACGUUCUAGUACAGGCAGAGGUCGUGGUUCAAAAGCUAAUGAUCAAGUUCUUCCACAAGCUUCUCCUCUCACUUCUCCACCAUCAAAUGGUCAACCUGAGAAUGCAUUACAAAAGGUAUGUCAUAGGCAGAUAUUAACAUACAUCUUGAUGUGGGUAGUUAAAUUUUUACUACACUGUAUUCUUAGUAUGGUUUUGUUUUCUCAAAUAUUACUUGUUAAUGCUUAGUUUGUUAAAUAAUUCCUCUUGUUUCUUCUUUACAUUAAUAAGGGAACACAUUACAAUGGCUUAUGCUGCAAUAAGGGAACACAUUACAUUGGCUUAAGCUGCAAAAGGCUGACACAUGUGCUAGUUACUUAGUCCACUUGCAACUUAAUAACAAGUUUCAUAAUCUUUAGUGAGCACUUGCAGGACUCUAGUCUAAUGGUUCGUCAUCUUUAAUUCGCUACAGAAAAUGAUGAGUGCUGCUAAGCUGUUUUUCUUGGGAAUUAAUCUGUAAAAUUUCUUCAGGACCCUGCAUCUUGGUGCAGUUUGGCGCAAAGAGUCAUCCUUCAACCUAGACUUAAGUACCAUAGGGAAAUUUCCUUGUAAGACAAAAGAUAAAAUUUGACUUUCACUGUAAACCGU
This is a messenger RNA of Papaver somniferum (opium poppy), 1524 nucleotides long. RefSeq names its product 60S ribosomal protein L5-2-like. NCBI's taxonomy places the organism in Eukaryota, Viridiplantae, Streptophyta, Magnoliopsida, Ranunculales, Papaveraceae. Gene Ontology annotation, cellular component: cytosolic large ribosomal subunit; ribosome. Gene Ontology annotation, biological process: translation; ribosomal large subunit assembly. The transcript has 5 exons. Bases 658 to 1125 code for a protein of 155 amino acids. Gene Ontology annotation, molecular function: 5S rRNA binding; structural constituent of ribosome. The record is from RefSeq and is a predicted model, not a curated record.